Messenger RNA from Bombyx mandarina (wild silkworm), 5479 nucleotides. RefSeq names its product Enhancer of mRNA-decapping protein 4 homolog Ge-1 (gene Ge-1). NCBI's taxonomy places the organism in Eukaryota, Metazoa, Arthropoda, Insecta, Lepidoptera, Bombycidae. Gene Ontology annotation, biological process: deadenylation-independent decapping of nuclear-transcribed mRNA. Gene Ontology annotation, molecular function: protein binding. Gene Ontology annotation, cellular component: P-body. The record is from RefSeq and is a predicted model, not a curated record.
AUGCGGGUACGUGACACACUCACACGCACUUCCCGCUCCCCUCCCCGCGCCCGCCUCCCGCAGCGCCGACGCGGGUACGUGACGCACCCACACGCACUCCCCGCUCCCCUCCCCGCGCCCACCUCCCGCAGCGCCGACGCGGAAGAACAGACCGCGAAGUGCGAGUCCAGCUGCUCCGACCCGUUCCACCGCAGCGAGUCCGCCGACCCCGCGGGCCCCUCGCCCGACGACUUCGACCUCCAGCCGGACGUGGCGGACUCGGGCUCGGAGUGCGGGUGCGUCGGACGGGCCGCCUUGCGCCUCUACGUGGUGCAGCCCAAGGGCCUGCAGGAAGGGCGGCUGGCCUUCGCACUGCCCGCAGGUACUCCACCGCACGCCCAGAGACAGGAGUUGGGGAUGCAGCUGUCGACGUCUCCAAGCAAUGAUAUUGAAGAGCAGGUUGCGUCCGCAGGCGGCGCGCCCGAGGAGCAGGGCGGCGAGGCCGGGCCGGCGGCCGUGCCCUCCAGCAUCCUGCAGCAGCAGAGCCAGCAACUCAAGAACCUGCUCAUGAGGUCACAGGUACACAACGAACAGACAGAUACGCAGCCCGGGAGCCUCAUCGGUCAGAGGGCGGAGUCUCCGCCAAUCCCUCCGCAGCUCAACCUCAUGACGCCCGACGCGUUCAGCUCGCCGGGCAAGAGGGAGGAAGAGGAUCCGCCGCUGUCGGCCACGCCUGACGUCAGCGCCAAGCCGCGCGGCUCCGUCGGAGGGGACGCCGACCGCGCCAAGGGAGCCGAGGGCGCGGGCAAGCCCACCUCGGGGGGGUCCAGUCCCAGCCGGGAGGUGCAGGAGAUCAUGGCGCACAAUGACGACGCCUUCUUCGCCGACAACCUGGAGGAGGAGUCGCCGGCGCCGCCCGCCGCCGCCCGCCAGCCGGAGCCCUUCCCGGACAAGCCGCCGCCGCCGCCGCUCGCGCUCCCGCACUCCAACGGCGACACCUCGUGGCCGCAGAUAUCCAUAGCGCAGAUAACGGAAGCGAACCAACGCAAGGCGUCCAGCGACAAGUCGGGCGCGCAGAGCCAGCCGCUCGGCGCCGCGUGCGACGCGCGACUCGACCUGCUCGAGCACAAACUGGACAAAAUCACAGAGUUGCUGCAGCAGCAGGGUCGCGAGCUGCGGGCCCUGCGCGGCGCCACGUGGUGUCCGCGGACCGCACUGGACGAAGCGCUGCAGGCACACGCACAGGCCUUAGAUAAUGCUGUCACACUAGGGUGGGAGCGCAUGUCGGCGGCGGGCGAGGCUGCGGGCGCGGCGGCGGGCGCGGGCGCGGCGCAGGCGGCGGGCGCGGGGGCGGCGCGCGCGCUGGAGCCGCUGGUGGCCGCGCUGCAGCACGAGCUCGCCGCCAAGCUCACCGCCACCGACCAGCUGCUCAGGGACAACAUCGACAAACUAGUCAACAGCAAGGCGGUGUCGGAGCGGCUGAGCUCGUCCAUAGCGCGCUGCGUGUCGGAGCAGGUCCGCGAGUCCUUCCGCGCGUCGGUGACGGACAGCCUGCUGCCCGCCAUGGAGCGCGCGCACGCACAGAUCUUCCGACAAGUCAACAACGCCUUCCAGAACGGGACUAAAGAGUUCGCAGCUCACACGGAGGCCGCAGCCCGCGCGGCGGCGGAGCGCGGCGGGGCGGCGGCCUGCACCGCGCUGCGGGCCGCGCUGGACCGGCACGCCGACACGCUGGCGCAGCACCCGCGCCUGCUGCUGCAGCACGCCACGCAGGCCGUCCGAGAUGCGGCGCACAGCGUGCUGGAGAAGGAGCUGCUGUGGUGGCGCGAGCAGGCCCGCUCGGCGUCGCUGACGUCACGCGCGCACUCGCCGCACACGCCGCACGCGCACAACCCGCUCGACCGACAGAUGCAAAUAUCUCAAGUGCAAAACAUGAUCUCAUCGGGUGACGUGAACGGCGCCUUCCAGCUGGCCUUGUCCGCCUCGGACCUGUCCCUCGUGGUCACAGCCUGCAGGUCGGCCGAGCCUUCACUGGUGUUCGGGCCCCCCUGUCAGCUCAAGCAGCACGUACUGCUAUCAUUAGUUCAGCAACUGGCCGCCGAUAUGUCCAAGGACACGCAGCUCAAGCACAGGUAUCUAGAGGAAGCAGUAAUGAACCUGGAUACGUCUAGUCCUGUGACCCGUGAGCACCUGCCAGGAGUCGUAGCUGAACUGCAGCAGCAAGUGUCGGCCUUCGUGACCGCCUCGCCCUCGCACCCGCUGGCUCGCAGACUGCGCAUGUUGCUGCUGGCCUCUGAUGCUCUGCUCAAGGCCACGGUGUGAACCGCAUGCUGUUCUUCCAUCAGCAACAACUCGACUCAGUGAUACAGUUGUAGUGAUGUGUGAACACGUGAUGUGGGGUUACCCAAGUGCGGGGAGUGCUGAACAUUUGUGAUAGUUAAGUGUUUAAAGCUUGUGGAAAGUUUGCUGAAAUUAGCGUAAGUUGUAAUGUGCUAGUUGGAUUUACAAUUUUUAUAUAAAAGAUUUUCCCGAGGACCCGCUAAAACUCCUUCUUGAGGUCUCCUCUUAUUGCGCUGUAAAGGUCUAUUCAUAAUUUUUAGGACUUAUUUUAUGGUGAACUCCAAAUCAUUCAGAAACAAUAUUCGAGAAAACUGUUUUAUUUUCAUGUAAAUGUCUAAAUCAAUCUUAAACUUUUGUAUCCAAUGUUUAUCUUACAUAGUAAAUUAAAUUGCUCACACACACAUCUCACAACUCCCUUCAAACAUUUUAAUUGCGAAAUUUAUAAUUGCAGUCCAAACUAAAAGUGAAAGUAAUUAAAUAAAGGUUCUACUAGUUGAUACGCUAUGUUUGCCGACAUACAAUAUGGAAUCCUCAUGAGCCUAAUUCUGGUAUAAAUUAGAAUACGUUCUGAAGAAUUUUCAGCAAUCGAGACAGUUGCUUAUCAAGCGGUGAAUGGCGGAAUAAGUGUUUUUCUAACUAUAACAUUUAGUUACAGCUUAAUGUCGAGGUUGUGAGAUUCAACUCUCAUCUGUUUUAAAACAAACUCUAAAUAUAUAUAUUAUGAGUACAAGUACAUUAUUGACCAAAAUCUGAAUCACACUAUUGGAAUUUCCAAGAUAAGCUUCUGAAAAUAUAAAUUCCGAACAAUAGCAUUCUGACCAUCAGUCUACCUACUGAGUAAAUGAUACGCUCUCGGAUUUCCCCCUUGUAUACUGACUAACACAGUAUUUCAAUUUACUAAUUCUACUUUAUUAGUACAUUUUGAUGGAGACUAAUAAAAUCAUACCGGGCAACUACCCAUAAAGUAAUCUUCCAUUUUGAAAUAUACAUCUCUUUCAUUUUUAUCAUGUGUUCAUUACCUUUAUAUAUUAAUGACAUUCCUCAUAUUAUUGUUUUGCUUUUCGAAGAUUCUAUAAAUAAUUUCGUAUAUUUUAUAAAAAAUAUAAAAUGUGCAUUAUAUUAUAUUCUUUGUCACGUUCAAUUGGUAAUCAGGUUUAAAAAAAUUAGCUUAUCACCGCUUCUGAUAUUGAUUGGUGCAACUUUCAUUUUAACUAACACAAGGAGUUUACAUUGAUCCUCUUGAUAAUCGUACCAUAAUUAUUGAAUUCUGUCAAAAUCUCAUAAAAUAUUUAUGGUACACGAAAAGGUUACCCUUAUAUUCAUCAUCAAUCUUUUUUAAUCUCUGUCAUCGGUCUUAGUUCCCGUUCUCAUGGUAAUUAUGAAGAAAAAAAAUUAUAAAUGAAUAGUUAUUAUAAAUACUCCUAUAGUGUUGGAACUGAGUUAAUGUUACUGUAAUGUUUAUACGAGUAUACACAUAUUAUGUCAUAAUUAUAAUUUUUGUUGAUUAAUUAAUGUUGUUGUGUUUUAAAUUAAGUUUCUUUUAAUUUAAAAGUAAAUUGAGGCCCAAAACCUUUAAAGUAUAACGUACAUGUUCGUAAAAGUUGAAAUGCAAACUGUAAGAAGAACAAUUCUCUAUUUGUAACUGAUUGAACGUACGAAAUACGAAAGUUAAGACAUAAAGAAAGAUUUUAUUUUAUUUUAUAACCAAAUCAUCAGUUCCUGGAAGUUUCGUUAGCAACUUAUCUUGUGUUGCCAGAAUAACUUUAAACUUGUAACCUAAAAACAAAAAUAUGUUCUGUUUUUCAUAUAUAUAUUACAUUAAUAAUAGUGAUUGUUAAAAGAAAAAUGAAUGAUAGAUAUGUUUUGUAAUGUAAGUUAAGAAGACACAUUGAUGCUGUACGGUGACUACAUAUUAUAUUAUCUUUAAAAUAAUAUAAAACUAAAAUUAAUAGAAUGACUAAAUAUUAAAGGUCAAAUAAAUUCAAUUAGGAAAAAGCAGUUGAUUCUACUCUUUAAAGAUUAAAAAGUGAUGGUGGCAUUUGAUGUAAUAUGAUAAAAAUAGCAAACUGAGAAAUGUAAAAUGGAAUUAAAUGUACAAUUUCGCGAAUUCCUACUAUUCGAUAUUUAAUGUUUAGUAACAUAUUUAAUCUAUAUUAUCAGAAUAUAUAAAAAAUAAAUAGCAAACUACGCAUAUUUUUGUAAUAAGAAAAUUGUAUAGCCCUUGUUGCCUCUGGUAGUGUAAAAUAAUUAUUUACUGAAGUCUUAAAUUUAAGUCGUUUCAUAUAGAAAGCAGCAUUACAUCUCAGAAUACAUCACAUGCCUCCCACAUUUAAAAAAAACCAUUGUCUUUUAUUUAUGAUUGUAAGUGAUUUGUUAAUGAUUGUAGUGAAGCCCACAUGCCACUCACAUAUCAUAUUUUUGUAUCUCAUUUAUAACUAGUGUUAGGAUAUUUUCAUAGACAUUAGAAAUCAUAUGUGGUUCAUAUUAAAAAAAACUGCUUUGCUCUCGUAUUUAUUUAUAUAUGAAAAAAAUAACAAAAUAACUAAGAUACCAUGAAAACUAUUUUUGAAAUGACCGUCUAUGUCGUAACCUUAACUAAUAACGUUAUGAAAUGAUAUUCGGUACAGAGUUUUCACAUGUUUUUAAAUUACAAAUAAUUAGAAAAUUAUAAAUUUGGAAUAUUUCAUUCUAGUUUUUAGUUUCAUUUGUAAAGCCUGUGAAAAUUUAAAAGAUUUUUUAAUAUUAUGUUUUCUAAACUUAAAUAGAAAUGAAAUUCUUUGAGUACCAAUGAAAGGAUUAAUUCACAUCUCGCUGGGUUUUCAAGAUAUGAACAAGCAAGAAUAGAUUGGUUGCAAUUGGCUAAAGUUAUUACUUGAAAUUUGCCGUUCGUGAACAUUAGCCGAGUAUCAAAUCUUAACUGCUCGACUUAGACAAUAAGGUUGCUUUUUCUUUAGUGUUUUGCCUACAGUAUUUAUAUAAAACCGCCUAAAGGUUAUGUUUUUCUAGUUCAUCACUUGUAGAACAAUACUUAUUGAACUUGUUUUAGUUUAGUUUGUAGAAAAACAACUAAAACAAGCUUAGUUUGAUAUCUCCUGGUCGUAAUUGUGAUUUCAGCAAUAAAAUUAUUUUUUCAAUUAAUAAAUAUGAAUACUUAAACGAA